CAUUUCGCUUCCUCUGUUUUAGCUUUAUAGGUGUGACUGACACUUGUGACGUCACCUUUCGGAGCCUCAGUUUUGUCGCCUGUAGACAUAAAGCUGCUUCACAGAACUGAUGAGAGGAUUCAGUGAGACAGAGCUUCCAAAGCGGUUUGCAGGAGGGAGCUCUGGAGGCAUGGCCUGGUGGGCAGAGCAUGCCUGCUGUCACCUGGCACCACGGGCAGCAUGAAGACCCCUGUGGAGCUGGCCAUCAGAGGGAUGCAGACCCUCCACCGUCAGCACCGCUGCAGGGGCGGCUAUCAGGUCAAGGCCAGGGCAUCGUACGUGGAUGAGACUUUGUUUGGCAGCCCUUCAGGCAUCCGGCCCACGCCGCCAGACUUUGACCCACCCUGGGUGGAAAAGGCCAACAGACCCAAAGGAGUGGGCAGAGAGGCUCCACGGGCUUCGGGGGCCAAUGGGAGCUGUGAGACCACCUCCUCCAGGGGCAGUACCCCGACCCUCACCCCAAGGAAGAAGAACAAAUACAGACUGAUCAGCCACACUCCUUCUUACUGUGAUGAGUCACUAUUUGGCUCCCGACCCGUGGGCACCUGCUGGGAGGCCCCGUGGAUGGUGAAGGGGGGUGCUUCAAAACUCCACACGCUCUUCUGGACACCCCCAGCCACCCCGAGGGACCACCCGCCCCACCCCAGGGAGACCCCAGUGCGCACCAUUCACCCAUUCGCUCCCACGAAGACAGAGCUCAGGGAGGGGUCCGAAGCUGGGAAGGUGUACAAGGGUGGAUUAGACUCUCCACGGGCUCUGAAUGUCCCCAACACUGGCCGCCCACCCACCGGUGGCUCCCCCACGAGUGGGCCUCGGGAUCCCAGGCCUUCGCUAUCGGGGGUGACCUUCCAGAGCCCCCUGGUGACUCCCAGGGCUCGGUCAGUCAGCGCUUCAGUGCCAGCUACGUCCCAGCGUGGGGGUGCCACCCCGAGACCAAAGCCCCCUUGGAAAUGAGUUUCUCGGUCCUUUCAUCAGGUUUGCCCACAGCAAGGGGAGGCGUCUCAGAGGAUGGCACAGGUGAGGGGCUCCUGGGGAGACCCCCCGGUGUCGGCAAGGCACUUACAGCGGCAGGCAUGGUGAGGGUGGUCAGGGACGCCCUCUGUCCUGACAACCUCUGGUUCCCUGCUGCCCCCACAACGUGGAUGUGAGGGCCACCCCUUGAGAGGCCUGUUCUAGUCCCUUCGUAGCCACAUGCUGUAUCGGUGCCAACCCAGGAUGCCCCCCAUCACUCCCACACAUUGUCCUGCCGCCAAGUAUGAAUAAAUG
Molecule: messenger RNA, 1305 nt
Organism: Myotis brandtii (Brandt's bat)
Lineage: Eukaryota; Metazoa; Chordata; Mammalia; Chiroptera; Vespertilionidae
Gene: RITA1
Product: RBPJ interacting and tubulin associated 1
Exons: 3
Coding region: 220-993 (257 amino acids)
Biological process (GO): negative regulation of Notch signaling pathway; Notch signaling pathway; nuclear export
Cellular component (GO): nucleus; cytoplasm
Molecular function (GO): tubulin binding
Source: RefSeq, a predicted model, not a curated record